Ctenocephalides felis (cat flea) is the source of this 1479-nucleotide messenger RNA. RefSeq lists its product as uncharacterized. Gene Ontology annotation, cellular component: cytosol. The coding region runs from base 7 to 1479 and encodes 490 amino acids. Gene Ontology annotation, biological process: neurogenesis. The transcript has 6 exons. NCBI's taxonomy places the organism in Eukaryota, Metazoa, Arthropoda, Insecta, Siphonaptera, Pulicidae. The record is from RefSeq and is a predicted model, not a curated record.
UGCACCAUGUUUGACAUUCUGAAAAGAUUGUUUGCAAGCCAAAGAAGAACUUUUAAUUUGGAAUUAUUAGCCAAGUUUUCAGACGUAACAAUAACUGUCACUUUUCCAGAUGGAACUAAUACAGAUUACAAGUUGGAUAGGGCGACACUUGGUAAUGUCUAUGAAAUAUUUGUUGCAAAUUCGGCUGUAGAGUCAAAUAUUUGCAUCAAGGAAAAAGAUAAGAAAGUUUUCGAAAUAUUCUUGAAAUACCUUUACCAAUGUUUUUCAUACAGUGAUGUGGUCGAAUUGACUCUGAACCAAAUAGAACAUUUGUGUACUAUGUCAAUAAAAUAUAAAACUGCUGAAUUGACAAAUAUUUGCAAGUACUUCUUAGGAGAUGAGCUGCAAGUUGGGAAUGCUUUGGAAUAUCUUUAUUUGGCAACGAAAACAGAGAGCGUAUAUAAGAAAGCUGCUUGCAUGAAUUUUAUAGCAAAUAAUGCUAAUAAAGUUCUUCUUCAAAAACAACUGGUUCAACUAGACAUUGGUGUUCUGAGUGAAAUUAUUAAUUUGCCUUCGUUAAAUAUGGAAGAAAUGAAUCUCCUCCAUGCUUUGUAUGAAUAUGCUUCUGUAAAUAUUAAAACAAGGCCAGAAUGUAGCCACAGCGAAGGUAGUAAUUUAGUUACUAUUAAUCGAACUAUUCAAAAUAUCACGAUUGACAGAGUAUAUUCUGCAACGAAUGAUAAAACUUUUGGCACCAUUAUAUAUAAAUCUAACACAAAGUCUGAUCAGAAAAUAUUGCAUAUCAAAAAUUUCUUGAAGCGGCAUGGUUUGAUUAACAAAGUUCGUAUUCUAACAGCUGAUAUAUAUGAUUUAGUAUUUGAUCCAAUUUUUUUAAAAGCAUUCGAUGCUAAUGAUGUCAUAUUUAUUUGCGAUUACUUAUAUUCAGAAGGAAAGGCCAAACCAGACAUCAAAAGUUUGUUUAUUUGUCCGAUAACUGAACCAAGAAUGAAAUCUAUCAGAUCCAGAAGGUCUUGCAGAGCUAAGAUAUCAGCUAAUAUAGAAGCUUCUGUUACAUUUCAAUUACAACGUAGGUGUAGGACAAAUACCUACAGCACAAAAAUAUUGGUAGAAGAAUUUGAGUAUUUAUGUGCCGUUCCCAUGUCGAUCAACUACAUAGUAUGGCGCACAUCAAUUCCCAAGUCACAACUAAAUAAAAUGUCAAUAAAAGUGAUAGUAGAUGACAAACCAUUACCAAUAAAUGCAAAAUCAAGUUUGAUGGAAGAUACAUUCAUUAUAACUACCUUUGAACCAAUCAAAGCAAAGACUCAUGUUUUUCAUAAAGGAGCAAAAUUUCAAAUAAUAUUUGAAAAAGAAAUGCUUUAUUACGGGAUCGAUUGUUGGUUACUCAAGAAAGUGAACAACUACAAAAUUUUGGACCAUGGUGAUAGAUAUUUGACUCUCAUACACGAGUUUGGGCUAAUAUUCCAUAUUAGGAGUUGA